CUCACUUCCGUCCUUCCCCUCAUUCUUGUGUUUAAUUAAAAGUGCACCUCAACGGUCACGAUGCUCAAGAGCGGUGAUAAUCCAGCUCUAGACAAUGACUGGAAAGCUUCAUUAAAGUUGCCGGAUAAAGACCUCCGCAUAAAGACCGCAGAUGUAACUGCUGUCAAAGGAACAAGCUUCGAGGAUUUUUGCUUGAAACGUGAUUUGCUCAAAGGCAUAUAUGAGAAGGGCUGGGAAUGUCCCUCUCCCAUCCAAGAAUCCAGUAUUCCCGUGGCUCUGACUCGUCGCGAUAUUAUGGCUCGAGCGAAAAAUGGCACUGGCAAAACUGGAGCGUAUUCGGUGCCGCUUUUGGAUUCUAUUGAUCCGAAUCUCAACAAAAUUCAGGGAAUGAUUCUUGUACCUACUCGCGAACUCGCCAGGUAA
Dicrocoelium dendriticum is the source of this 423-nucleotide messenger RNA. The record is from the annotation of a GenBank genome assembly. Lineage: Eukaryota; Metazoa; Platyhelminthes; Trematoda; Plagiorchiida; Dicrocoeliidae.